Botrytis byssoidea is the source of this 750-nucleotide messenger RNA. RefSeq lists its product as uncharacterized. The record is from RefSeq and is a predicted model, not a curated record. Lineage: Eukaryota; Fungi; Ascomycota; Leotiomycetes; Helotiales; Sclerotiniaceae. Bases 1 to 750 code for a protein of 249 amino acids. The transcript is spliced from 4 exons.
AUGCCUUCCAAUGUUCAUAACAAUCGGGAAAUGUGUCCGACGAAGGACUAUGAUGCAAUGACCAAAAGCGAAGCUAUCAAUGCCAUCAAAACACGAACAAAGUCCCUCGAGCGUCUGAUGGUACACAAGAACCCUGUUUCUCCGGCAGAAAGCCGAAGAGUUGGCAUUGAAGACGAGAAUGAUGAACCUCAAAACGCCGAAUACCACUCUACAGAUUGUCCAAAAUCAGGAAGUUCUCAACCUGAGCUGGAAAUGGUAGCCCUCAAGCAUCGUCAAAUCAUUUCUGUGGUCAAUAAAGAUUUGAACAAUCUCUUCCGUUAUACUUUAGACGCGAGAUUGAAGAUUCUACGCAAGCAUCGUCAGGAGUUUCAAGUGGAUAUCAAGACUGUUGAGGAAUACUUAUUUCUCUUAAGAAAAUUGCAACCUGCGAACGACAAGAACUGGGCACGAAAGAUCAGCAUUGCCUCAGAAAUAAUGACUGAGUCUACUGUCAUGCGCAGCAAUAUCGAGGCUCGUAUUCAAGAGGUAGAAGUUUUCCUAUCCGAAGUAGCAAGUGAGAAAGUAAGCUUGGAAAAGAGAAGAGAAAUGAUGCUAAAUCUCGGGAUACGCCAUGGAACUUACGGGGACACACUUAGUCUCCGCGACCAUGAUAAAUUUCCCCAGAGUAGAUACGGUAAGCUGAUUGACAUUAAAUCACUGGAGAAGAAAGUUCGUGGGGCUAAGGUGGUCUCCAAGAAGCCAGCAUUGUAG